Molecule: messenger RNA, 726 nt
Organism: Rhipicephalus microplus (southern cattle tick)
Lineage: Eukaryota; Metazoa; Arthropoda; Arachnida; Ixodida; Ixodidae
Source: RefSeq, a predicted model, not a curated record
CCUCCGUCUCACCUCAACUGAAGAGAUUCUCCCAGUUUCUGCACCAUAAGGCGCCGCGCGUCUUUCCAGAAUGGCAAAGCUUUGGGCAUUUCGUACUCCACAUUCGUCGUGUCAUUCAGGAAGUUCCUGCGAAGGAUCUGGACUGGUGGUGUACCAAAACAGAGCAGGCGCCCUGCUGGCUCCUAAACUUCCAGGACGCCUUAGCCAGAUUGUUGCUUCGAUAUGACAUCGAGAUCGCGGAGAUUCAUCUUGGAACCUUCUCGCUGCAUCAUGUCGACAGAGACUUUCCUAAGAGAGCCAACGCAGAGGCGAUUCGUGACAGAGGCGCGUAAGAUGGACGUGGAGUCCAAACAGUUCCUCUACGAGCGAGAGUGUCUUAUCACGUGGCUUCUGCGAGUGCACCGAUGCAUUCGUCGAGUGCGCCUUGACCUCACCGAGGUGGCCCAGUCUCCAGGCGCGUUCUGUCGGGGAUAUCGCCUCCACGAAGACUACAAGAUUCUCGAACUGGGAGUCAGUGGGAAAACCCUGCCUAGAGGGCGCCGCCUCUUUCUGUUUCUCGGUCACGUGACCCAGCUCACCGAGCUGUCACUCUACGGACUGUACCUGAUGCACCCAGACGACCAUUGCCGCCUCGCCGCGCUAGUCGCAAGCAACGUGUUCCUGAGGAAGCUCACGCUAAAGAAGUGCCAUAUCGCCGACAGGUAAUAACCGUAGUAAUUGCUAGAC